Messenger RNA from Camelina sativa (false flax), 692 nucleotides. RefSeq names its product ras-related protein RABE1e. Lineage: Eukaryota; Viridiplantae; Streptophyta; Magnoliopsida; Brassicales; Brassicaceae. Gene Ontology annotation, molecular function: GTPase activity; GTP binding. The record is from RefSeq and is a predicted model, not a curated record.
AACUUGUUCAUAGAGCAGCGCAGCAGAGCCAGUGAAAGAAACGCCUUUAUUUUUUUGCUUUUCUCUUUGGCUGUGGGUGUGUCUUCUCCAGGAAAAUUUCUUUCUCCGGCGAGAAGAGAUUUUCCAGGGGGAGGAAAAAACAGAGCUCGGUGGUUACUUUUAGUUUCUGUUGAGAAAGAAGUGAUUACUAUUAUCUUCUCUGAUGGCAGUUGCACCGGCAAGAGCUCGUUCGGACUAUGAUUACCUCAUAAAGCUCCUCCUCAUCGGCGAUAGCGGUGUGGGGAAAAGUUGCUUGUUACUGCGUUUCUCUGAUGAUACUUUUACCACCAGUUUCAUUACUACCAUUGGAAUCGACUUCAAGAUAAGGACAGUCGAACUUGAUGGCAAGCGUAUCAAAUUGCAGAUAUGGGACACUGCUGGACAAGAACGUUUUAGAACUAUAACCACAGCAUAUUACAGAGGAGCUAUGGGUAUAUUACUCGUCUAUGAUGUAACAGAUGAGUCAUCCUUCAACAACAUUAGGAACUGGAUGAAGAACAUUGAGCAGCAUGCGUCCGAUAGUGUCAACAAAAUAUUGGUUGGUAACAAAGCCGACAUGGACGAAAGCAAAAGGGCUGUCCCAACAUCAAAGGGACAAGCUCUGGCUGAUGAGUAUGGAAUCAAAUUCUUUGAGACGAGUGCAAAAACAAACC